AUGCGUCCGAAGCGAUGCAAUGCCUCGUCAUCAUUGUGCACGAACAACCUGCUGGACGUAUACAUAACGAAGUCUGUGCUUCCCCAAGAACACUCUACAAACAAUCACGAACCCGAGAUGGCGAACUUGAUUCCUUCCAGUUUCCUGUCCGAUGUUGCCUUCGCAACGCACAAUAAGUACGUAGGUAUUUCACUAGCUGGCAAAGGCUUCACGGCGGAGGUUUGGUACGCGAUUCCGCGAUCCGCAUUCGGCAGCAUUAAUCAUCCUGCAGAUGUGGGUCUAUUGCGUUCCCAUAUCUGUGCCGUAAAGCUGUACAAGCUGUACUCACCCCAGAUCUAUUUGAAGAACGAGUUACCUGCCAUGAAGCGUCUACAGACCAUUCCUGAUGAGCUUCGCGCACGCUUCACCGAGCCCCUUGACUUUUCAGAGGCGGAAAGUGAUAACGAACGAUGCUGGGUCGCGAUGAAAGCCAUCCCAGGCUUCACGCUGACGCAGCUACGCGGGGCAGCCUUGCUCUCCAAGAAGGUCGUCCCGCAAGAGUUCGUUUUCCACAUGUAUAUCCAACUCCACAAGGCGCUGAAAUUUCUGCAUACGUCUGACCCGCCUAUGACCAAGGGCGACCUAGUUGCAGUGAACGUAAUGAUUGAUCCAUCCACUCAGGACGUUCCAGGUUUUCCGAACAUCAAGUUGAUCGACUUUGGCGGCGCCCAAGUCGGGAAGAUUGGGGUACCACUGUCAAAGCAUGCGAUGGAUUCCGAGUGGAAUUGGAUGUACAGGAUGAUGUAUGAUUUGGCGUUGUUGAACCACACAUGUGAGUACACCAAUGAGUCGGUCUUCACAACUGGGGGCGGGAAUGAGCGCAAUUGUACCCACGAAAUCGACUUCUCUGAUUUCAUAGACACGCUGGGAUAUGCCCUUGCGGCUGGCAGGCGCUUGGAUGAGUCUAACUUGGAGCAAGAGAUGAAUCUUCAGGAACGGCUUCCCCGAGUUCUGAAGAUUAGGAGAGAUUUUGCUUGCCCUGAAGCUCUGCAGGCGAUUGAGCGGCUGCUCGAAGGGACAGGGAAGAGCAUCAACAACAAGUUUCCGACUGAUCAGCAGAUUUUAGACGUGUUGAGCGAGCGCACGUCGACUUCGUCCAGCCGGCUUUGA
Molecule: messenger RNA, 1149 nt
Organism: Paraphaeosphaeria sporulosa
Lineage: Eukaryota; Fungi; Ascomycota; Dothideomycetes; Pleosporales; Didymosphaeriaceae
Exons: 1
Coding region: 1-1149 (382 amino acids)
Biological process (GO): protein phosphorylation
Molecular function (GO): ATP binding; protein kinase activity
Source: RefSeq, a predicted model, not a curated record